AUGGAGUUGGGAGAUACCGUUCUGGGUCAGAUCACCUUUGCGCUCGUGUUCGUGAUCGACCAUAUGAUUCCAGCCGUCCACAAAGUUCUCAGCUGGGAAACUGAGGAUGUCGAUUUGGGUCCGAUCAUUCCGGAAUGGAGUGGCACCGCUCUGCCAACCGCAAGCAGAAGCAAAUUGCUUACAAUGCAACCUCCGGCUGAUAAGGCCUAG
Phytophthora nicotianae INRA-310 is the source of this 210-nucleotide messenger RNA. RefSeq lists its product as hypothetical. The record is from RefSeq and is a predicted model, not a curated record. Bases 1 to 210 code for a protein of 69 amino acids. The transcript has 2 exons. NCBI's taxonomy places the organism in Eukaryota, Oomycota, Peronosporomycetes, Peronosporales, Peronosporaceae.